Molecule: messenger RNA, 1044 nt
Organism: Adineta steineri
Lineage: Eukaryota; Metazoa; Rotifera; Eurotatoria; Adinetida; Adinetidae
Source: the annotation of a GenBank genome assembly
AUGUACGAUUUUAGUCUUGGUUCCAGUAACUCAAAAAUUUUACCUAAAACAGACGCAGUCUUAGGUAUUAACAAAAUCAUACAUUUAAAUCAUUUUUCAAACGGUAGUGUAUCAUUGGAAGGUGAAACAGACUGCAAUUUAGAUAACAAAACAGAUUGUUAUAAAGUAAAUAAAAGUUUAGUUGUAACAUUCUGGCGAGAAAGUUCGCGUGAUAAAUGGUUGGCAAAAAAUAUGUUGAAAGUAUUUGAUGAUAAACAUUUCGUUCGUAUUAUUAUGGUACAUGACGACUCUAAUUGGUCAUCCUAUCCUAAUAAAGAUCGAUUUAUAUGGAUACAUGUUAAUGGUCAGAAAAGGUUUUGGUAUAUCAAACGUUUUCUGACACCUACCAUACUGAGAGCAUAUGCGUAUGUAUGGAUUGUUGAUGAUGAUGUAGAAAUAUUGUUUCAACCAUUACAAUAUGAAUGUGUUGCUACAAAACUAAAUGUCCCUUUAUCAGCUCCCGGACGAUUAAAUGGCGCUAUUUCUCAUGAAAUUACUGGUACACACGAAGAUUUCGCUGAAAAAAUCGGUCGAUGGACAGAUUUGGUCGAGAUUGGUCCUAUCGUAGUUGGUAACUUGUUAGCAUGGGAAUGUAUAUGGAAUUUUUUGAGUGCCUCUGUUGGAUUAGGUUGGGGACUCGAUCUUGUUUGGUGCAGACUUAUGGCUCAUAAUUGUAAAAUAUCGAAUGCAACUAUACAAACAACAUGUGCAAUUUUUGAUGUUUUUCAACACAAUCACUUAUCGAAUAACAUUGCAUCUACAGCAGCAGGGGUUGUUGUAUUAGGUACAUGUCCAGAAGGAAUAAAAUGUGCUCCUUUAAUUGCUGAAUUAAAAUCUGAUUACUAUCGUUCAAAAUUUCAAACUAUUGUUCUUAGUACUGGUCAACAUCGAGAAAUUUUACAUCAAAGCUUAAUGGCAUUUAAAAAAACAAUUGAUAUUGAUUUAGAUUUAAUGACGGAUAAUCAAAAUUUAGAGUCCUAUGGGGGAAUUCGGAUCACAAGUUAA